CCACCUAUACCCGUCGUCAGACAACGAGGGCAGAAGCUCGAAGCGGUGGGAAUGCACAAUCCUUAGUCACCUAGGCAAUCACGGGGCCCUCGCGUCGCACCCCACCGCGGCACACGAGCUCGUCCUGACGACGGUUCGUAGGGAUACGCCAAUGGCGGACUCUGGGGAGGCGCAGACCCUCGCGGUGUUUGGCAGCCGCGACCAGGCCAACCGGGCGCUCAAGUCGAGCGCGGCGAAUUAGAAUCACGCUGCGCUCGAAUUUGACGCUGGCCUAGCGGAGGUCGAGCAGCGCGUCAACGCCGCUUGCUAGUUCCUCCCUCACGCCCCGCCAACCAACCCUAUCGCCUGGGGUUACGUCUCGGACCUCUCGCUGACGGAGAGGGUGGCUAAGUACGACGAGCUUCGCUCUCGUAUGGCCCUACACAGCGCAUUAUUGAGGGGGAACGGGUUCUACGAUUGGAUGACAUGGCCAGCUCAGAAUACGGCCGACCUGGUAGAGCUCAUGGCUGGACUCGGCCUAACGUCCCGCGUCCGGGCGUUACCGGUCGUCAGCUUCUUGUCGAUAGACGUUGACCGGAUAGACGCCCUAUUGGAGGAGGCCCUGCCGUUAGACCGAACUCGGUUCAACCAGUAUUUAUCUAAGCGCGUCCUCGGGCUGGGCAUCAUUACUGCGGGUCCUGGUUUCGGCAAUACAACCGCGCUCUCCGUGGCUACGUUGGGUAUGCAGCGGUCCCUAGGACAGGUCCUAUACUCGGCGCCGUCGCACGUCGCCACCUCUAAAUUCGCGGAGUGCCUAGACCGCGUAUCGACGACCGUGACGGAUCGUCAUAACGAGCGGCAGCCCAGCAACCGCCAUACCCGGUAUGCGCUCGUAAUCCGGGGUUAUGUUAUCCGGGAGGAGCUCGCGGCGGUGUCCUGCCUACUCGCCCGACUAGCCGGGGGCGAGGAUUACUGCCGGCAGCAGCUGGGCAAGGCGUCCAACUGGCGCCUACACCUGUCGCUUGCGUUCUGGACGCUCGUCGUCCUCGGAUCGCCUACAGUCCGGAGCACUAGGGCCCAUGAGGCGAAAAUCAUCGGCGACCUCCAGGCUGAGAUCACGGCCAACCCUGGUGUCCUACACGAGCUACGGCGGGUCGUAGUCGGGGGAAAAGCCCUGGAAGAGUUCCAGAGUGAAGGGCACGACCUCAUGGCGGCGAAGACCGCCACCCUCGAACUAAUGCGCAAGAUCCUCGCGCGGGCAGACCUCCUCUGUACGACACUCGCCGCCGCCGAUAAGGUCGUAGAGUACCGCAGCUUCAAGACGAAACUGGCCAAGGGCGUUAGCAUUGACGAAGCGGCAAAUAUGAACCGCUGUGACUCGGUAUCCCUCUGGGGAAAUACGCUACUCCCCUGCCUGCUCGGGGGCGACCCGAUGCAGCUGCCGCCCUUCGUCGGGUCGGCGGGCGAGAAGGACAGCUCGGGCCACGUCAUCCACCGGCUGGCCGAAGAUGCCGCCAUCUCCCAUCUCGAUGUGCUGCACGCCGCCGGGAUGCCCGUGUACCGUCUCACGCAGCAGCUCCGGAUGGCCGAGGGGCUCUUCGACAUGGUCGCCAAGGAGGCCUACCCGUCGGCCGACUUUACAUACGCGCCCUCGUGCGCCGUCGGCCUUGAUAAGUUCGACAUCGGCCACGACCUGGAGAAGUUCCUCCUCGGCACGCUCCCUCGCGCCCGCGCCUCGCCGACCGGGCGGCUCUCCCCUUUCUUCGUCCACGUUUCCGGCUCCGUGGUCGAGGUAGACGCCUUGACCGGCUCCCGGCGGUCGGCCACGCAGGUUAAGGCGGCCUUGAAACUAGCCCAAGACUUCGUCCAGACGGGUGUGGGUGCCAGGCGCAUUGUCAUAUUAGCGCCAUACUCGUCCAACGUGGCGUUGAUCGAGCGGGGUCUCAGGGAACCGGAGUUUAGUGCCCUGUCGGCGAUGGCCCCAGUGUCCACAGUGGAUGGAUACCAGGGCCAGGAGAGCGACAUCGUAUUUGUGGUAAUGGGCACGUCGCAGGCCUCUGGUCCGGGGUUUAUGGCAAAUGAGAACCGGCUGACGGUUCUCCUAUCCCGCCAGCGGUGCGGUCUCGUCAUCGUCGGGGAUAUCGACGUGAUCCCGAGACAGGGGCCAAAGGGCAAGGAUAAUGACCGUUUUCUCGUGGAGGUCCCGGGCGGCCAGAUAUUCAACGCAAAGGUCGACAUGUUGCGGAACAUCCAUAACACCCUCCUCACGACUGGCAGGGUCGGCUAUGUCUAGGCGCCGGCGGCUUAAUACGAGGCGGCCACUGAAUGGGUGCCCCACCAAGUCAAGGCUCCCACAGCAUGUCUUCUGCUUCCGAGACGGCGUUUCCGAGGGGCAGUUCAUUCACGUCAUAGGGUACGAGUAUAAGCAAAUCAAGGUCUCCUAGCUCGCCACCAAUGCGAUUCCAAUAAUGCGUGA
Messenger RNA from Lasiosphaeria miniovina, 2455 nucleotides. RefSeq names its product P-loop containing nucleoside triphosphate hydrolase protein. The record is from RefSeq and is a predicted model, not a curated record. The transcript is spliced from 3 exons. Bases 413 to 2272 code for a protein of 619 amino acids. Gene Ontology annotation, molecular function: 5'-3' DNA helicase activity. NCBI's taxonomy places the organism in Eukaryota, Fungi, Ascomycota, Sordariomycetes, Sordariales, Lasiosphaeriaceae.